Messenger RNA from Pseudozyma hubeiensis SY62, 723 nucleotides. RefSeq names its product potential mitochondrial protein. The record is from RefSeq and is a predicted model, not a curated record. Gene Ontology annotation, cellular component: mitochondrial intermembrane space. Gene Ontology annotation, biological process: protein import into mitochondrial intermembrane space. The transcript has a single exon. Gene Ontology annotation, molecular function: protein-disulfide reductase activity. NCBI's taxonomy places the organism in Eukaryota, Fungi, Basidiomycota, Ustilaginomycetes, Ustilaginales, Ustilaginaceae. The coding region runs from base 1 to 723 and encodes 240 amino acids.
AUGCUGUCCGGUCAAUCAGUGGUUCGCUCGGCGAGCCGCUCCAUACACCACGCAUCCCGCACCCUUCGUCCCGCCUCGCGAGGUGUUGCCACCAAGUCUGCUGCAGGUCCUUCGCGUCAUUCCGCUUGGCCAUCAUACUCGAUCGCUACGGUCGCUGCCGUGGGUGCUGGUGCCUCCCUCUAUGCACUUCAGUCUCGAUCCUCGGCCAUCCAGUGCGAGCCUCGUCAAGCAUGGAAUGACCGCCUGAAACCCAAGCAGUCCCAAGGCGACGCUUUCCUUCGCAAAGAUGCCAACGACCGUCACGCGCCCGCUGCGGCGCACGACGAGCAUGUGGAGCCGGCCGACGAGACGCCUGCCGCCAUCGAGGUCGCUGUCGAGGAAACGGAGGAGCAGACAGGUCAACAGUCGGCCUACGAUCCUGAGACUGGCGAGAUCAACUGGGACUGCCCGUGUCUGGGCGGAAUGGCUCACGGUCCAUGCGGUGAACAGUUCAAACUCGCCUUCUCCUGCUUUGUCUACUCGGAGGCUGAGCCAAAGGGCAUCGACUGCGUAGACAAAUUCAAGGCCAUGCAGGACUGCUUCCGCGAGCAUCCGGACGUCUACAAGGACGAAAUCGAGGAUGAUGAGGCUGCAAAUGCACAGUUUGACAAGGACGAGGCGGAGGCGAACGCUACCGAUAAUGCCAGCAUCGAGAGUGUGGGAAAGAAGGACGAAUCUGCAUAA